AGGCGGGGGCGACAAAGGAGGAAUAUGAGACAACAAACGUUCGAUGAGAUCACCGACGUCAUGGAUAAGCACGGGAAGCUGAUGGCGACGGCGGUGGAUAGCGCGUUCAAGAGGCAGUGUUCAGUUCGGACGAGGCAAUGCGACAUUCUCGAGCGAGAGGUGGAGGUGCAGGAGCACUACGAGAAGCUCGACCAGGCGAACCUGAUGAUGUGCAAUGCCCUUUUGGAGAUCGCGAAAGCGAUCUUUACUUUGGAGAAUGAUGACAACUUCCAAUUAGAGGAAGUUGUGAAGGUGGACGCGCAAGGGACGGGGUGGAGCCAGCGAUGGGGUUUUGGGCAGGACGAAGUGUCGAGGGAUAACCUGGUUGCUAUCAAACAAGCCAUUGUUGGUGGUGUCUUUGGAGCGUCGCUUAGGACACACAAGGCACAAGGGAUUGUCAUCACCGAGGCGCGGCUGCAGAGGCAAGCUGCGGGGGUGGGUGAGGCGACGACCAGUGGCGUUCGCGCACCGAUCAUCCUGGUCGGUGGGGGAGGUAGACUUGACAAGGCAGUGAUCGGGGCAGUCCAGCCACGUCAGGCACACCCCUCGCAACAGGCGCGGGGUUCAAGCACGGCGAUAACAUCACCCCCACAAAAGAAAGUGGACGCAGGAGGGAGAUCACCACACUUCUGCAAGCGGAGUCGCGGAAGCGCCGAACCACCGUCCAUGUUCAUCAUGCCAACGAACGAUGUGCCACUCUUCAAGAUCGACGAUCCGGCGCAGCGUGAACCGACUUUGCGCAGAGCGUGCAUCGUGGAGAAACUGGUAAUGCGCACCAUCCACAGGAGGAUCUUCAAAUCGUCGUCGAGGUCGAAUGGCUUCACUCGUGCGGAGUCGUACAUCACCGUCAACUACGCUACCGACGUCGCACGAGCUGUUUGGCAGGGGCUGGAAUGGUCGAGAGUGGUUUCCCCAUCCCUCAUUUACUACACGCUGCAUUUGAAGAUGGACAUGCCUAUGUGGUUCGUUGGGGUGAAAAUUGUGGACAGACCUGAAGAUGAUGACUUGGCGGCGCAACAGGAGGCAACAGUUCUUCAUGUGGUGGAGACUGGACAGAUGCGCUUUGGUGCGGUCCAUGGACGGACGGCGGCAGAUUGAAACAAGAGAGGUUAACGCGGCUUGCGGAUU
Molecule: messenger RNA, 1167 nt
Organism: Chara braunii
Lineage: Eukaryota; Viridiplantae; Streptophyta; Charophyceae; Charales; Characeae
Source: the annotation of a GenBank genome assembly